Neoarius graeffei (lesser salmon catfish) is the source of this 2300-nucleotide messenger RNA. It is a transcript of the gene htr2ab, whose product is annotated as 5-hydroxytryptamine (serotonin) receptor 2A, genome duplicate b. NCBI's taxonomy places the organism in Eukaryota, Metazoa, Chordata, Actinopteri, Siluriformes, Ariidae. The record is from RefSeq and is a predicted model, not a curated record. Gene Ontology annotation, biological process: G protein-coupled receptor signaling pathway, coupled to cyclic nucleotide second messenger; chemical synaptic transmission. Bases 354 to 1718 code for a protein of 454 amino acids. Gene Ontology annotation, molecular function: G protein-coupled serotonin receptor activity; neurotransmitter receptor activity. The transcript is spliced from 4 exons. Gene Ontology annotation, cellular component: plasma membrane; dendrite.
CGGUGAGAAGGAGGUGUGGAGCGUCUGAGAGUCGGAGAAUGGAUUCCGCGAUGAGUUUAUCUCACUUGGAUGCUGACUGCUCUGGAACCCUGAGGGGAUUCCUGGAUGGAAAAGGAGCAGAAAGGAUUGUAUUGCUUCGGAAAUGCUUCUGAAGUCAACAGAAGUCAUUUAUCCAUCAUCACAGCUGGCUGCUGUCAGAACCUGCCUCACCGUGCAUCCAUUCUGUAUGUGGUUUUGAAGAACAUCUGGUCUAAACUCUGCAGUAAAAGAUUUACAGCUCCUCGAUGACUCGGUCUACAUAUCUGGACUUGAUCUCCUGUCUACACUGACUGCCCUCCCGCCACGUCACAACCAUGUCCGACGAGGAACAAAGAGCGAACAGGAGCGCAAAUGGGUUCCGACCAGGAACUGACCUCUGGCUCCCGGGGCUUCUGGGUAAUGUUUCACCCAAUGAUUCUGCAAACUCCAGCGAGGACGUAAACGUGCUGGGGGAGCCACGUGCCCUCGAGACUGUGCAGAAGAACUGGCUGUCUCUGUUGAUCCUGCUGGCCAUUGUCAUCACGGUGACUGGCAACAUCCUGGUCAUCAUGGCCGUGAGUCUGGAAAGGAAGCUGCAGAAUGCCACAAACUACUUCCUGAUGUCGCUGGCUAUCACGGACAUGCUGCUGGGCCUGCUGGUGAUGCCCGUCGCCAUGGUCACCAUACUCUACAAUUACACCUGGCCCUUCCCGUCUGCUCUGUGUCCUAUCUGGAUCUACCUGGACGUCCUGUUCUCCACGGCCUCCAUCAUGCACCUGUGUGCCAUCUCUCUGGACCGCUACGUCGCCAUCCGCAAUCCCAUCCAGCACAGCCGCACCAACUCCCGAGCCCGAGCCCGGGUCAAGAUCACAGCUGCGUGGACCAUCUCUGUGGGAAUCUCCAUGCCUGUUCCAGUUCUUGGCCUCCAUGAUCGCUCCAAAGUCUUCAGAGAUGGAAGCUGUCAGCUGACAGAUGACAGUUUUGUCCUGAUCGGUUCCUUCGUGGCGUUCUUCAUCCCCCUCGUCAUCAUGGUGGUGACGUACUUCCUGACCAUCAGCGCCCUGCAGAGCCAGGCCACACUGUGUCUGGACCAGCUCAUAGCACGUCCCAAGUGGCUGUCCAUGCUGGAUCUUCUCCCUCGAGGCUCUCUUUCCUCUGAGCGCUUAGUCUCUCGGACCUCGCUCUGCCCUGAAACUAUUGUUCCGUCUGCCAGGCCGUUCAUCCGCCGUACUGCACAGUCCAUCAGCAACGAGCAGAAGGCCUCCAAAGUCCUUGGUGUGGUCUUCUUCCUGUUCGUGGUCAUGUGGUGUCCAUUCUUCAUUACCAACGUCAUGGCGGUGGCGUGUGCCUCUUCAGCGUGUGACCCAGCACUCAUGACCGGCCUGCUUAACGUAUUUGUCUGGGUGGGAUACCUGUCUUCUGCAGUCAACCCGCUCGUCUACACGCUCUUCAACAAGACGUACCGUACAGCGUUCGCCCGCUACAUGCACUGCCGAUACCGUGAACAGAGCAGGUCGCUCCAGGUCAUCCUGGUCAACACAAUCCCGCCUUUGGCUUUCCACUCCUCCAAACUUCCACUUCAGGGAGAAGAUUCGUUAAGACAUUCGAAGGACGAAAGCAGAUUUGGGACAUCUUCCUACAUGAAUCAGGUAGAAUCUCUGAACAAGCAUGGGAGAGAUGAGAUGGUGAGUCACGUCUGAAAUCAAAAUGGUUCCAUUUAUUUUGUGGACAUAAAGAUUGCUCAGGCUUCAGGAAAAUAGUGCUACAGAUUCUCAAGGACUAAUACAAAGAACAUGCCAUCAAUAUAUCACACGAUUAAUAAUGCAAUUUUACGGUGGUGGUGGUGUUUUUGUUUAAAGUUGCUCCCAGUGGUGGGCUGCUCACUGCAGUGAUUUUCCCUUUUAAUGAAAAAAAAAAAAGUCUGGCUGGGAAACACAUUUGGAAAAUGAGACUUUUCCAGCUUAUUUGUUUAUUUAUUUAAACCUGUGCACCGAAAUUGUCUUUUGUGCAUUGCAAAUUUGAUAGCCAGCUUUCUGAGUUAUCCAUCCAAAUGAUUUCAUAAUCUGAUUUCUCAAGGGUUCAUGUUGAUUUUUUUUUUUUCCAGGAAGAACAGAAAGCUAAUUAGAAUAGUCCUUGUGUUGUGUGCUUUUACAAUCAUGGAUUCACAAUCCCAACAGAAAUUUAACAUUGGAAGAUUUCAAGGAUUUUACUGUACGGAUUGCAUUUUCCGUACCCUUGGAAACAAUACUUAAUGGUUUAUGAACUUUGUGUCAUAAUAAAUA